CUCAACAACACGUUUGUUUACCGAUAUACGGCGAUUGGUGUUUUGUUAUACCGAUUGUUGUAUUAAUAAUCAGCCAGCUCAGUUGAACCGAAAUGAUGAUAGCCAUAGCACCGUGAAUUUGUCACUAAAAUAAUAUUUAUCGUUCCGUUGGUUUUGGAAGUGUCAUAAAUUUCUUCUCAAAGAAAUAUGCUGUAUUUACUCUUAUUUUUGUGUGGAGAAUCAUUGGCAUCGGAUGGCUUAAAAAUUGGCAAUGCAAUGAAUAUUUUUGGACGAUAUGGCUUUAUGGGUGUGUCCAUGCAGGUAGUGGGAAAACCUCACCCAUGGGUUUUUCGUGAGCCUACCGUUGAUGUUUUUGAAAUGAAGGAAGAUGACAUAAUCAGCUAUUCUGACAAAGAUGGAGCAAUUUUUAAUGGAGAUUUCCACAUGGAAUUUUGCGACGAUGUUACUCAACUGUUGGAAGCUUAUUUUCGGGAAUUCGUAAUUGAACAUAUGAAGGAAGCUUGGAAGGCUUUUGCUGCCAGUUGGUCAAAUGAAGCAAUAGCAAGAAACUUCGGUCUAAAUACCAGCUACAUUGGUAACGAUUACUGUUAUGUACUAGUUCGUCUAUCUAGAAGUAGAGAAUCUAAAAGGUUGAGCGAUGAAGCUGCUUCGAAUUUAAAACCUUUACAGCACAUAAAUGAUUCAUCCAAUGAAGUAGAAGAUGGUGAUCUACCCAGUGUUGGAAACUUUGUAAAGAAAUAUGGAUCUCAUUAUAUUAUUUCAUACACUACAGGAGAUUCUCUAUACCAAGUUAUAGUCUACCAUCCUCCUGUUUAUUACAGGUUAAAGACAAAAUUAAGAAAAACAGGAAUAACUUCUUUAAGUAAAGCAGAAUUGCAUGCAUUCUUCUCACCGUGGUAUGCAGAUCAUGUUGGACCAAUUUUAUCAGCAAGUGGUAAUUCACCAGUUGCAGAAUGGGCUAAAUUGGCUCUAAGAUCUAGAUCAUUCAUAUUUCCUUAUUCCAGCUUAUUAAAACUUUAUGGGAACGAAAAAAUACUACGAGAGUUAGACAAGAAAUUAGAAAAUGGUGCUCUAAUAAGUUUAGAACUAAAAACAUUAACACCUCUUUUUAAUGACCAAACCAAAAAAAAAUGGUUUGUUGAAGUUAUAAGUAACGUUAUAGAUCUGUGGGAGAACAACAUGAAGCUAUCAUAUUAAUGUAAAACAGAGGUGUUAUAUUAUUUUAAGUAAACAAAAUCAAUUAUUUUAAGUAAACAAAAUCAAU
This is a messenger RNA of Nezara viridula (southern green stink bug), 1264 nucleotides long. NCBI's taxonomy places the organism in Eukaryota, Metazoa, Arthropoda, Insecta, Hemiptera, Pentatomidae. The record is from the annotation of a GenBank genome assembly.